Anolis sagrei ordinatus is the source of this 5029-nucleotide messenger RNA. It is a transcript of the gene GTF2A1, whose product is annotated as general transcription factor IIA subunit 1. Gene Ontology annotation, biological process: transcription by RNA polymerase II; transcription initiation at RNA polymerase II promoter. The record is from RefSeq and is a predicted model, not a curated record. Gene Ontology annotation, cellular component: transcription factor TFIIA complex. NCBI's taxonomy places the organism in Eukaryota, Metazoa, Chordata, Lepidosauria, Squamata, Anolidae.
GGGGGGGGGGUUGGUGCUGCCGCCUUGAACGGUAGAUUGCUUUCCCUCAGGAAAGGGCCAUGGCGAGCUCGACUAAUACAAACCCCGUGCCUAAACUGUAUAGAUCAGUAAUUGAAGAUGUUAUCAAUGAUGUCCGAGAAGUCUUUCUGGAUGCAAGUGUUGAUGAGCAAGUCCUUGUGGAACUAAAAACACUCUGGGAAAACAAACUGCUCCAGUCCAAGGCUGUAGAUGGAUUUCAUUCAGAGGAACAGCAGCUUUUGUUGCAAGCACAACAGCAACAACAACAGCAGCAACAUCAGCAACAACACCAACAUCAUCCACCACAGCAACAUGUCCAUCAUCACCAUCACCCACCACAGCAACAACAACAAACAGUUCAGCAGUCCCAGGCACAGCAAGUCCUUAUUCCUGCUACACAGCAAGCUCCUCAACAACAAGUUAUUGUGCCAGAUCCCAAGCUAAUGCACAUGAAUACAUCAGGCAUGAGUGCUGCUGCUACUGCAGCUACCUUGGCUUUGCCUGCUGGUGUUACUCCGGUUCAGCAGAUACUGACAAAUUCAGGCCAAAUUCUACAGGUGGUUAGAACUGCUAAUGGUGCUCAGUACAUCAUUCAGCCCCAGCAGCAAGUUGUCCUGCAGCAGCAAGUAAUACCACAGAUGCAACCUGGUGGGGUGCAGUCACCUGUUAUUCAGCAGGUUUUGGCUCCCAUUCCUGGAGGGCUCUCACAGCAAACUGGUGUGAUUAUCCAACCCCAGCAAAUCUUAUUUACUGGAAACAAAACCCAGGUAAUCCCUACAACCAUGGCUGCACCCACACAAGCACAGGCCCAGAUUUCGGCGGCAGGGCAGCAGCAAGUUCAACAGCAACCAGCACAGCCGCAAGCACCUUUAGUGUUACAGGUGGAUGGAGCAGGGGAUACAUCGUCUGAAGAAGAUGAAGAGGAAGAAGAAGAUUAUGAUGAUGAUGAAGAGGAGGAUAAAGAAAAGGAUGGAGGUGAAGAUGGCCAGGUUGAAGAGGAACCUCUCAAUAGUGAAGAUGAUGUUAGCGAUGAAGAAGGCCAGGAACUCUUUGACACCGAGAAUGUUGUUGUGUGCCAAUAUGACAAGAUUCAUAGAAGUAAGAACAAGUGGAAGUUUCACCUCAAAGAUGGAAUCAUGAAUCUUAAUGGAAGAGAUUAUGUUUUUUCCAAAGCCAUUGGAGAUGCAGAAUGGUGAAAUUUACACAAAACAAACUCAAAAGCAAAAAAAUGGGAAAGGUUGAGAUUUGGACAUACACGUUGACAGAAAUCUCUAUCUGUGCGCCUGAAGGAACAGUAGAACUGAGACUACUAGGAGAAAUGGCAAUGUUGACACUACUUCAAUUGGGAAAACUGGGGCAUUGGUGCAGAUAGCUAUGCCUGAAAGCUGGUUUUGUAUUAAUAUCUUAAUUAACCAAUUCUACCAAUAGAUAAAGAAAUAACUAGCAUGUGAUGCUUAAUCUCCCCUUCCACUGAUUUGAAGGAACUCUCUUUUUUGGUAACAAUACUAUGGGAAAAGCUUAGUGUGUGUAUGCGUAUAAAUUGUGCUGAACCAUUCCUUCUCGGAGUGGAGUUGGAAAGAGCCUUGCUUAAACUGUUGAGAAAGUCUCUAACCAGUUGGUAAGGACAGAGUUGUCCAAGGUUUGGAUUACUUUGGAUGAGUAAACUAUUUGGAAAUUUCUUGUGCUGAGUCAUUCAUAAUUUUAGCAACAGAUUUAGGCCCUUUAUAUAAAUUGUAAUCCUGGUACCAAAAGAUCUUGAUUGUAUCUCAAAUGUAAUCAUUCUCAAGCUUUCAUUUUUGAAAAAGGAUGUUGUGCUUUAAAGAAACCCGUAAAUGGAAGCUGUUUGGUUCCGAUGUCUCGGUCUCCCUGCUGUCUUCCAAAAGGUCUUUAGAGGAAGAUCGGACAAAGUGAAUAUACAUUGAAUUGUUGCUAGUCAGAACUCAAUCUUCUGUAAAUAAUUUCACUGUUUAACUUAAGACGUAUUUUUAUUGCCAUGUGAAUGUACGCGGCUGGCAAUGAAAUCAGAAGUUGUAGGUGACUAUGCACUUUGGAAAAGGGUCUGCAGCAUUGAAAGAGCUUCCAACUUUCCCUCGGUAAUUAAAUAAUGUUCGUAACAUGAACAGAAUCACAGUAGCUGUAAUAAUUGAACAAAGUCAUAAUUUAAACAGAUAGCAGAAAUUGGUUGUUGAGUAAUUUCUCUUUGUUGCUGUGGCAAGGCUCUGUAGAAACUAUGCAUUCAGGAAUCUAGGUUCGGUUCACUGUGGUGGGGUUUUGGCAAGUUGCAAUUAUAUUGAAGGAAACAUGCAUUUCCAGAUGGUAUGCCAUUGCAAGAUCUAGUUGAAGUAUGCCACCCACUUAACAGCAAAGAGAAGAAGCCAUGAAGGGAUGAGUUGACCAACGGAGUCUACAGAGUAGCAAUUACUCACUUUCCCCUUUUCCGAUAUUUAUGUUGUGAAAAACAAAACCUUUUUGGGGUGUUUUUGUUAAACAAAAUUGCCAGUGCAAUUUAAUCAGAACUAAAUACUAUCUUUUUUUUCUUUUCCUCCCAAAGUAUUUCUUUGCAUUUCGAUUCAAAUGCAUUCGUCUUGCUGUUCACAGGAAAUCCACUGUACGUAGCAGUUAGGCUUUCUACAUCCAGGGUCUUGGUGAAGGUGACCUAAUUCAUUGCUUUACUCGCAGUGGCAUUCAUAAGGCAUCCAAGUCCCAUAUACUAUGUAAACAUCAUGGCAGAUUUUGAAUUCUGUUUAUCUUCAUUUCUGACUGCAAUCUUUUGAUGGCAGAGGAGGUUUUUAAAUCUAAAAUUAAACAUGUGUGGGCAUCAUUUUCCCAUUGUGUAAAACAUACCACUAGUUUACAUGCCAGGUUUGUGACAACAUUGAGAUGGUUUGCCAUUUCCCCUUCUGUACGUUGUGGCCUGUUCACAGUAUCUUCUGGCCUUUUAGUUUGGUUAAACACAGGCUUAAAACCAGGCCAGAAAUACUGCACUGUGAAAUCCCUGUUGGUCACAGUUACCUAUUUCUUACUGGAACCCAGACACUGUACAAAUGACUGAGCAUUGUGUACAUAAUGGGCACUGAAAAGCGCUGCUUGUCUCUUGCCUUUUUAUUUAUUUUAAAGGAAACCACAGCUUUAAAAGUGACUUAGGUAGGUCUGUCUGGAUGCAGGCGUGGUGUCUUGUGAAUCGAUUAUGGGAUAUGUGCUUUGGUUGAUGAGGAGGGUGUUCGUGAAAGGACCGAGAAAGUUCUUCUCAAAGCCAGUCACAUACCAAACUUGUGCUCUUACUUGCUUCAAGUGUUCCUUUUUUAAAAUCAAAAAGCAUGUUUUUAAUUUCAUUUUAUCGUAGCAGCUUGCUAUAAGAAUAUAGUUUGCUUACACUUAUUAUUGUACUUGAAUUUUAAUCAUGGUUUUAACAAUGUAAUUCAGCAGAUCGUUUUGUUAAGUUUCCAUUGAAAUCAUCAUUCCUUUGGGAAGGCAAGGGAUUCCCACAGUUAGUCCUUCAGCUAUAUGUAUACUUGAUUUUGUUGUUGCUUAGGCGUGAAAUUAGUUUCCAUUUAAAUAGUUCAGUAUCUUGACUUUCUGAAGCAAUUAACGGUUUGCAAGAAGGGCUUAUGUUUAGAUUUGCACAGAUAACAGGAGCACCUUUUUAAACUUUUAAGAUGGAGAAAGCAACUUCUAAAGACUUGAGACAAUGGGAGAUUUACAAGUGAUACACAAAGGUGAGGGUCUUGUGCCUUUGCAGUCUUCAGAUAUUUCUGUUUUGUGGUAGAUUCCCUACAGAGCUUCAAGUGUAACUUAACAUUUUGAGUGUAAUCUUACUGGUUUUCUAGAAUGUGCAAUCACUUGAAACAUCUAUGUUAAAUCUUGCUUUUAAGGCUUUGGAUACUGUCAUGAAGAACUUUAUAUUGGGCUAUUUAAAGUUAAAGUGUGUAAGGUGUCUUCUCACCCCACCCCCUCUUCUGGCUCUGUAGUGGCAGUCUUAAGUUUUUAUCUCCCUUGCUCCUCUCCUAUAUUGGAGUCUGCUUUUUGUCAUUUCCCUGAACAUGAAUCAUGAUUUCACAAAUAGUUGCCAUUUUAGCUGUCUUCUCAAGAAGAUUGAAGCACAGCUGCCACAAAAAGCAAAUAACAUGUAACAAUUGAUAUAACCGAACUCCAGUGAUACUUUUAAAAGUUGAUAGCACCACUGGGUUUUUUUGUUUCUGGUCUUUAUCCACACACUGAACAGCAAUAAUCCCUAUAGAGUAAUUACUAUCACCACUGAAAAAACUCUAGUUCUAGUGCAGAAGGCAAAAAUAGUCUUUUCACAGUGAAAUGCUUGCUCUUCUGCUUGACAACAAGCCCUCUUGCCUUGAUUUUUCUAAAAAAAAAUCAGAUAUAAUUGGUUGUGUGUAACUCCAUAGCAUACUUUGUUCUGUCUUAUACACAUUUUUAAACUGAAAGGAGCUAGAGCAGGCUUGAUCUGAAUUAAAUACCCAUUUUUAGAAAAUAGAAGAAUCGGAUGCUGAGAAAUUAGUUUUCUUGGCUGUCACAAGACCAUUUGUUUGUUUGCAGAGCUUUCCUUGAUUUGGAUUUUAGAAAAUGAAACAUUUUUUCAGAGUGGAUUAAUAUACGAAGGCUGCCCUUGAGUCGGAGUAUCACACAUUCAUUUCCUCCUGUGUGCCUAUGGUACCAAAACAAUAUAGGGGAGUGGGAAAUAUCCUUAGUUGCUGUUCUGAGCUACAAUUGUCAACUGCUGUUGUACAUAUACUGUUCUGUGUAAGGGGGUAAAUAUAUUUAUUAUGUUUGUAAAAUUCUGUGUGUACAAUUGAAGAUCAAGGAUCAAGGACUUCCUGGGAUGUACACGAUGUGUUUCAAAGACCAUGCUUGGAACGCAAUUAGAAAACUUAGUAUUUUGAUGUACUAAGACCUAUUUUAAGUUUAAUAUUUUGCCUUUGCAAAAAAUUAAAGAUGUUAUUUAAAAUAAGCUUGCCACUUUUAUUUACUACUUUGUGUAUUAAAAUACCUUUAUGUGUAA